Bemisia tabaci is the source of this 1627-nucleotide messenger RNA. RefSeq lists its product as uncharacterized. Gene Ontology annotation, molecular function: RNA polymerase II cis-regulatory region sequence-specific DNA binding; DNA-binding transcription factor activity, RNA polymerase II-specific. Gene Ontology annotation, biological process: regulation of transcription by RNA polymerase II. NCBI's taxonomy places the organism in Eukaryota, Metazoa, Arthropoda, Insecta, Hemiptera, Aleyrodidae. The record is from RefSeq and is a predicted model, not a curated record. Gene Ontology annotation, cellular component: nucleus.
GGAGAUUCACUCUGAAUAAGGAAAACAAAUGCAUUACUGUGUUUGUUCACGAUCAAUCCUCUUGGGGCUCACAUGUUGUUUUUAAAUUAUUUGAGCCGAAUUUUAGCAAUUUGUGACCGUGUUUCGGUGUUUUUAAUCAUACGUAUUGUUAACUGAGUGUCGUUUUUAUGCAAUUCGUACGGUCUCGUGUAACCCUGUUCGACCUUUUGAACAUGGAUACCUCUCUUGAUACCUCUCUCGAUACCUCCCUUGAUAGGGAUACCUCCCUUGAUACCUCUUCAAAUUCUCUUCAGCAGGAUUACACGGUAGAUUCCGUCCGACCCUCCAAGAGGACAAGGACAGCUUACACGAGCGCUCAAUUAGUCGAAUUAGAGAAGGAGUUCCACUUCAAUCGGUACCUUUGCAGACCCAGAAGGAUAGAGCUUGCUCAACUUCUCAGUCUCUCUGAACGCCAAAUCAAGAUCUGGUUCCAAAAUAGGCGAAUGAAGUACAAGAAGGACCAAAAACCUAAAGCAACUGGUCACCAGGAUGUUUCAUCCUCCUCAACACCUACAAGCUCGAACUCCUUCAACAAAUCAUUCAACUCAGACGCCCCCAGCUCCCCGAUAUCCUCCAGCUCAAGCAAGACCGGCUCACCCCCGGCCAGCUCCCCAGUCAACCGCCCAACAACGACGAUCCACCAUCAACCAGUCCACCAUCAACCGGUCCACCAUCAGCCGGUCCACCACCAACCCCUACCCCAUCUCCCACCGAUGCCCACCACCCACCAACCAUCGGACUUCGCCGGGACUUUCAACUUGGACCCGAUCCCGAGGCCGCAGCUCGACGUCACCUACGACUACCUCAACAGUCUCCCCUCCACCACGGACUCCCAUUUCGAUUACUCGACGAGGAUGUCCAAGCCCGUCUACACCCAGAUCGGCCACCCCGUUGAGCAGCUCCCCGAAGCGGACACACUGGCCAAACCGCUGCUGUCCAUCGGUCACUCCUACGAUCUCCUGGAGUCACCUUACGUCGGGCACCACUUCAACAACCCUGUUUUUUACGACCCCAAUCCGCUGCCGACGAACUACUACAACAAUUUGACCUGGGGCUCUUGGUGCUUCCCGCCGCAGACGGUGAAUCAGUACGAUGCGACCAGACCUGUCAUCACCCCGCCGAGGAACACGUUUGACGGUGAGCAUUGAUGCGAUACGUUUUGCAUUAGCCUGCACUGAAAAAAAUUGUACGCUGUUUUAGCACCUAGGAUGUCAAAAAUGCGUCUGGUGAUUCUAGGAUGCUGUCUUGAUUGCCUGCGCUGUUGAAUUUGCAUUCACAGGAUGUUAAGUUAACUGCGGAGGCAGUAAAGGCAACAUCUUUGGAUCACUAGACAUAUUUUUGACACUCUAGAUGCUAAAACAGCAUGUUAUUUUUUUCAGUGAGUGUCACACUAUCAAGGUCUGGUGUUGUGAUUGGCUUAGUCGAUGACUUGGACCAAUCACAGCAAUUUGCCUUGACAUUUCGAUGGAAUAUUUUGAUAGUGUGACACAGGUUAAUGGCAGAUCCAGCAAAUGGGUCAGUUGCGCUGGUCACAGAAUCGUGUUUUGAUGAUUUAUUCCUCUAGAUCGACUAAAAAUAAUAAGAUCUG